AUGGAGGAGUGCGGGGUGGGGCGGCCACUGAACCAAUGGUUCCGUGACUACCUCACCGCGCGGUCCUUCCGCGUGAAGGUCGGGUCGGCGCUCAGUGACGAGCAGGCCGUCCGCUGCGGAGUGCCGCAGGGCUCGGGCUGCGGGCCCCUCUGUUACCUGAUGCACGUGAACAGCCUGUGCGGCGUGCUGCGCCACUGCUCCGCGCACAUGUUCGCGGACGACCUGUGCACGCUGCGCGCUGGCACCGACCUAGAGCAGACCUGCAAGCUCGUACAGGAGGACGUCGAUGCCGUUGUCAAGUGGUCACACGAUAAUGGAAUCGGUAAAAUGGAUUCCGAUAUUGACACCCCGAGAUCAUCUAGACUGCCGUCACGAGCAAGACUGGUGCAGAGUCGCAGUAGACGCUGGAGGUCAGCGACGGUCUACCACAGAGGACGCUGUGGACUGCGACAGCCGAGCGUGAGGGGCCUGAAGACAGAUGUCGUCACCACAGCAGGCGCUGACGACGCUCAGAUGACCCGUACGAAGAAGGACCGCGGGAGUCAUGGCGAAGCUCAAGAAGGACCUACAGUGGAGGAUGUCAUCAAGCAUGUAACUAGUAUAGUAAUUUGA
This is a messenger RNA of Cydia fagiglandana, 612 nucleotides long. RefSeq lists its product as uncharacterized. Bases 1 to 612 code for a protein of 203 amino acids. NCBI's taxonomy places the organism in Eukaryota, Metazoa, Arthropoda, Insecta, Lepidoptera, Tortricidae. The record is from RefSeq and is a predicted model, not a curated record. The transcript has 2 exons.